Ilex paraguariensis (yerba mate) is the source of this 1286-nucleotide messenger RNA. The record is from the annotation of a GenBank genome assembly. NCBI's taxonomy places the organism in Eukaryota, Viridiplantae, Streptophyta, Magnoliopsida, Aquifoliales, Aquifoliaceae.
CUCGCGGACACUGUAAUAAGCAUACAAGAAUUUCACUCAGUUAAUUAUAUAGCUGGAGUUGAACAUGACUGCAACUUCUCAUGCAAAGUGGAGCAAACAGGAGGAAGAUAGGUGACGAUAAACAGGAGAAAGGAUGUGAUAUAUAACAUGGAUUCUGCACUGGGUUCCAAGUUUUCUUUAGUGACUAAAACAUAAAGGAAUAUUAAACCGCAUGGGUUUGCUUCCGUGAUCGAGCGACAGGAGCUAAAGAGCAAUUUUUUGAGCGGCGGGCUUCAUCAUGACUGGGGCCUCUAAUGUCACCACUGCUACUGCCUAAAAGGAAGAAAUGGGAGCCUCACGCAUACAAUAUAAACCCUCUGGCUACGAAAACUGUAGAUCUUGUAAAAGCUAAGGGUGGCAAAGUUACCCGAGAUCCUGGUCCUGUCAAAGGUGGUAGUACGGUAAUUGCUUUCAUUGAAGAUCCAGAUGGUUACAAGUUUGAGCUUUUGGAGAGAGAGCCUACUCCCGAGCCCCUAUGUCAAGUAAUGCUGCGAGUGGGUGAUCUUGACCGCUCGAUAAAUUUCUAUAAGAAGGCUUUUGGCAUGGAGCUUCUCCGGAAAAGAGAUAACCCUGAGUAUAAGUACACAAUAGCCAUGAUGGGCUAUGGUCCUGAAGACAAAAAUGCAGUUCUGGAAUUGACAUAUAACUAUGGGGUCAAAGAAUAUGACAAAGGAAAUGGUUAUGCCCAGAUUGCGAUAGGUACAGAUGAUGUCUAUAAAGCUGCAGAAAUAGUCAAACGGAGUGGAGGGACUAUUACCCGUGAACCUGGGCCAUUGCCUGUUAUCAACACCAAGAUUACAGCCUGCUUGGAUCCUGAUGGUUGGAAAUCGUACACAAUAGCCAUGAUGGGCUAUGGUCCUGAAGACAAAAAUGCAGUUCUGGAAUUGACAUAUAACUAUGGGGUCAAAGAAUAUGACAAAGGAAAUGGUUAUGCCCAGAUUGCGAUAGGUACAGAUGAUGUCUAUAAAGCUGCAGAAAUAGUCAAACGGAGUGGAGGGACUAUUACCCGUGAACCUGGGCCAUUGCCUGUUAUCAACACCAAGAUUACAGCCUGCUUGGAUCCUGAUGGUUGGAAAUCGGUCUUUGUCGAUAAUACUGAUUUUCAGAAGGAACUAGAGUGACAGGGCAUUAUUGUCAUUAUAGCAGCCACAUCUCUUGUUUGAAUCUAUGGAAAGGUCCAUAAUUAUGCCCAGUAGAAUCUUCGCUGUUGUUAGAUCAAUUCUGCCAAAAGUGCCCAGUGAGAGAUA